CAAUAUCUACCUCUCCCCCUACUACUCCGUACUUUUACCCUACUCCGUCUACUAGUACUCAUCCGGGUUCAUUAAUUCCAAAUUGUCUUAGCCUCCACAGCUCUUGCCCCACUAUCCUUACCCGUGAGUUGUUUCUCCAGCUUCACUUCCUUUCUUCUGUCUCUCUCCUGUCUCGGUCUCUCCAUCUCCCUCUUCCACAUUUCUACCUGUGAGCUUCCCGGUCUCUCGGAAUCUGGACACCUACCGGUCAUAUUGUCAUAUUCCUCUGCUUCUCUUCUCUACACUGUCGCCUUAGAGCUUGAGCGCCAAUUUACUUGCGCAAACGAAACCUCAGCGUUCUAACCCAGUCGACAUGGGACAGCAGAACCCUCCCGCGGGAGGAUCUCGAAAGAUCUCCUUCAAUGUAUCCGAUCAAUAUGAAAUCCAAGAUGUCAUUGGCGAAGGUGCCUACGGAGUUGUUUGCUCUGCCAUUCAUAAGCCCUCGGGUCAGAAGGUUGCCAUCAAGAAGAUCACACCAUUCGACCACUCCAUGUUCUGCCUGCGUACACUGCGAGAAAUGAAGCUGCUGCGAUACUUUAACCACGAAAACAUUAUCUCCAUCCUGGACAUUCAACGACCCCGCAACUACGAGGGAUUCAACGAAGUUUAUCUGAUUCAAGAGCUGAUGGAAACGGACAUGCAUCGCGUUAUCCGCACACAAGAUCUCUCCGACGACCACUGCCAAUACUUCAUCUACCAGACCCUGCGAGCUCUCAAAGCUAUGCACUCCGCCAACGUUCUCCACCGAGACCUCAAGCCCUCCAACCUCCUGCUCAACGCCAAUUGCGAUUUGAAAGUCUGCGACUUCGGUCUGGCACGUUCGGCCGCUUCCACCGACGACAAUUCCGGAUUCAUGACAGAAUAUGUGGCUACGCGCUGGUACCGUGCGCCCGAAAUCAUGUUGACAUUCAAGGAAUACACCAAGGCCAUUGACGUGUGGAGUGUCGGCUGCAUAUUGGCCGAGAUGCUGAGCGGGAAGCCUCUAUUCCCUGGAAAGGAUUAUCACCACCAGUUGACCCUUAUCCUGGACGUCCUCGGCACACCCACUAUGGAAGAUUACUACGGCAUCAAAUCCCGCCGUGCCCGUGAAUACAUCCGCUCCUCCCCUUUAAGAAGAAGAUUCCCUUCCGCGCCCUCUUCCCCAAGAGCAACGACCUGGCAUUGGACCUGCUCGAGAAACUACUCGCCUUCAACCCAGCCAAGCGAUGCCCUGCGCCAUCCCUACCUCGAACCAUACCACGAUCCCGAUGAUGAGCCAACUGCGCCACCUAUUCCCGAUGGAUUCUUUGAUUUCGACAAGAACAAGGAUGCGCUGAGCAAGGAGCAGUUGAAGGUCUUGAUCUACGAGGAAAUCAUGCGGUAAAUUCGGUUAUUCGAAUCGAUCUAUCGAGUAUGUCAGAGUCAUUCUAUUCUAUUGUGCACGCACUUUGACUUGAGGCGUGUAAUUUGAUAUCAUGUUAGAGGUAGCAGGGCCACUCCCAAUAUGAUCAUUCAAGUAACCGUAUCCAUGUAAG
Molecule: messenger RNA, 1553 nt
Organism: Penicillium canescens
Lineage: Eukaryota; Fungi; Ascomycota; Eurotiomycetes; Eurotiales; Aspergillaceae
Product: mitogen-activated protein kinase
Exons: 8
Coding region: 353-1402 (349 amino acids)
Biological process (GO): intracellular signal transduction; protein phosphorylation
Cellular component (GO): nucleus; cytoplasm
Molecular function (GO): MAP kinase activity; ATP binding
Source: RefSeq, a predicted model, not a curated record